CGACAAGGCGUGAUUGUGUGGUAGAUCCUGGUACCUGUGCAGGAUCCUGGAUAUACAUGUACUUAGGCUACAGCAUUUCACUCAUUCUAUUUCAUUCUCCUCUCGUUCCUAUCGACCACCAUUGUGCGAGCAAUAAAUUGUCAUUGGAAAGUCAUCAUGAAGGUCUACCAUCUCGUGCCGCUCGCGGCUCUCAGCGCCGCUAUCGUAGUCCCCACCGAACAGGUCUUCGGCGAGCUCGCCAUUGAGGAUCGUCACUCGGGUGCAAAGGACUGGUUCAAUGAGGCCAACUCCGCCAAAGACCACCUCCUCUCCGAGGUCGAGGAUAUCUUUGAGGAAUCGAGCAAUAAGGUGAAGAGCGCUUGGUCGCACAUCUCCGAGUCUGCCAAAAGUGUUGUACACAGUGCCUAUGAGCAGACCAGCAAGAACUACAAGAACGUCGAGACCGAGAUCAAACAAACCACCGAUGCCUUUUCCGAGUGGAUCGAGAGUGCUGGUUCUCUCGCAUCUCUUGGAGAGCAUGAAGGCCCUCCGCCUCACCAUGGCCCGCCUCACCACCCUCCUCCAGGUCACAAGCCCCCGUGCCACCGCAAGCCUCACCACCCAGGACACCCACACGGGCCUAACUUGACUGUCUAUCAAUUGAUCGCUGGCAGCGAGUAUACCACCACUUUUACCAAGCUGAUCGACGAGUACCCAGAGCUUGUCGCGACUCUCAACAGCACUAAGGCCAAUGUCACCGUCUUCGCUCCUACCAAUAAGGCAUUUGAGAAGAUCCCCGAGAAAGCACCCAAGCCGAGCAAGGAGCAGCUCCUUGCCAUCUUGCAAUACCACGUGCUCCCGGAAGCUUACUCUGCUAUCCGCGUCCUGCACACCCACACUGCUCCGACUCUUUUAGUUGGCGAGCACCUCGGAUCUGGUUCUGAUCUCCAGCGUUUGACCUUCCGUCUCGGCCUUCGAGGAUUGACAGUCAACUGGCAGAGCCGCAUCGUCGCUGUGAACAUCUUCGGCACGAACGGUGUCAUCCACGGUGUUGACUCCAUCAUCUUACCACCGCCGCCAGGACUCAAGAUCAUUGAAUUCCUCCCGGGUGAAUUCAGCACUCUCGAGCUCGGUCUUGCCAAGACCGGACUCCUGGAGAAGUUGAACACCACUGACCACAACGGCGGCACCCUCUUCGCUCCGAACAAUUGGGCAUUCAAGAAGCUCGGCCCUCGCAUCAACGCCUUCCUGUUCUCGGAGCACGGUGCCAAGUACCUCAAGGCUCUGCUCGAGUACCACGUCGUGCCCGACCACACCCUUUACUCUGAUGCCUACUACAAGGCUGACUCUUCCAAAGUGGACGACAUGGAGGUCGGACACUUCCACGUCGACCUCCCAACUCUUUUGGAGGACCGCACCUUGUCCGUCGAUGUCGGUCGCCUCGGCGGCUUCAUCACGAUUAGGAUCAAUGCUUUCACGACCGUGGGUCUCCAGGACAUUGUUGCACAGGACGGUGUCAUUCACAUUCCUCGCAACGUGCUCAUCCCACCGAAGACCCUGAACGGUGUCCAGGAAGCUUGGAACGGCGAGGAGCUGACCGUGAAGGACCUCAAGGAGCGACUUCAGCCGUUUGUGCGCAACACCAAGAGUGACCUAUAAGCGUCAUGAUCUUCUGUACUUGAGAUUACGAAACUGGAGAUGAUCAAGGGAAAUGGAAGGCGAAUGAAAGGAAAUGUAAUGAGGUCAUGUCAAUGUAUUGCUAUCGAACGAAAUUUAUCACCUGGGGGUUUUCAGAAUCGGAAAUAAGGAAAAUGUAUACGAUAUUGAUUCCAAGUGACAAAAAGCUACCGAUGACAAUCUACCGUAAUGGAUCCUGUCGUGUUUCACUUGUACUGCGUGUGCUCGACAGGCGGAGAGACAGGGACUAACAAGGAUGGUGGGGAGAUACUUUUCCAG
Dissoconium aciculare CBS 342.82 is the source of this 1935-nucleotide messenger RNA. Its product is annotated as FAS1 domain-containing protein. NCBI's taxonomy places the organism in Eukaryota, Fungi, Ascomycota, Dothideomycetes, Mycosphaerellales, Dissoconiaceae. The coding region runs from base 157 to 1638 and encodes 493 amino acids. The record is from RefSeq and is a predicted model, not a curated record. The transcript has 2 exons. Gene Ontology annotation, biological process: macroautophagy. Gene Ontology annotation, cellular component: fungal-type vacuole membrane.